This is a messenger RNA of Drosophila takahashii, 2581 nucleotides long. NCBI's taxonomy places the organism in Eukaryota, Metazoa, Arthropoda, Insecta, Diptera, Drosophilidae. The record is from RefSeq and is a predicted model, not a curated record.
UCUUCUCUGUAAAGUGAAUCGGUUUCGUUUUUCGCAAUACAUACACAAACAAUAGGCGCUGGGAAGUAGACGACGGCGAAUCCUUGGCGGCUCAGCAUUUCCACCGAAUUCGCGUCGAGGAAAAGCGGAAAAUCGGAAAAAACAGCUACCGUUUUCGUAUUGAUUUUCAAGUGUGAACGGCGCCGUUAACAUGGACAAGAUGACGGUUGCCCAGAAGAAUGCAUAUCUCGAGGCGCACAUGGCGGUGCAGCAGCAAAUGGCCCAGGCGGCGAUUCAGUUCAAACAGCAGCAGACUUCGCAGCAGCAGAACUCACCAACAACCAACAACAACAACAAUGGCCAGAACAACGGCAACCUGCAACAGCAACAGCAGCAACAACAGCAGCAGCAGCAGCAACAGCAACAGCAGCAGCAACAACAGCAACAGCAACACUAUGCGGCCACAAUCAAGGUGCCGCAGAUCAGUUCCUCAAGUGUGGCAGCUGCGGCGGCGGGGGAGAGCACCUUCACAGUCCCGGACGAUGGGAUGGGCUUCGAGGGCGGGGUGAGGGUCCUCCAGAGCCUGGGCACCUGGUCGGCGGCCGAGCAACUGACCUACAACAUCCCAAAGCCCAAUCUCAUCCCCUUCACAGAGCCCUAUGUCGAGGGGGGCUCCAUGCACCCCGCCAGUCGAUUGAAGGCACUGCAACAGGUGCAACAGGCGUCCUCGGGGGUGCGGAAGACAAAUCCCUCAAAGUCCACCAACAAGGCAUUCGAGUGCACGGUCUGUGGCAAGGGACUCGCCCGCAAGGACAAGCUGACCAUCCACAUGCGCAUCCACACCGGCGAGAAGCCCUAUAUUUGUGAAGUGUGCAAUAAGGCGUUUGCCAGGCGGGACAAGCUGGUGAUUCACAUGAACAAGUUCAAGCACGUGACACCCACGAAUAUUGCGCCACUCGGAAAACGACUAAAUAAUAUGGUCAAGAAGAAGGAGCAGCCGGAUCCGCCGCCAGAGGACAACAAACAGAGUCUGGAGCUGCAGCUGCAACAGCAGGCCGUCCAGGUGGCCGCCCAGAAUAUAAUAGUGCAAUCGGCCCAGGGAGCGCCGGCGUCCAUUCCCGGCAUCAUCAUACCCCAUCACCAGCAGCAGUUAUCCUGGACCUGCGAGCUGUGCGGCAGGAUGUUCUCGAGUCGGGACGAGUGGUCCAUUCACGCCAAGAGUCAUCUGGAGCCGGAACGGCUAGUCGCAGAGUCAACAAAACCAGCAGCAGCAGCAGCAGCGGCGGCAGGAGUCAUUGCUAAGACAACCAGCAACAAUAAUCGCAGCUACCAAAUGGAUGCAAAUCAAAAUCAAAUUCAAAUGGAGGCCCAAGCACGCAAGCAGAAGAUAAUCAUACAAAACCAGAUGAUACUCAAUGCCAGCCAUCAGCAGCAGCAGCAGCAACAUCCUCAGCAGCAACAGCAGCAACACCAGCAGCAACAACAGCAGCAGCAACAUGUGGCCCAUGGGAAGAAGGCAGCCAGAAAACACCAGCAACAUCUACAGCAGCAACAGCAACAGCAGCAACAGCAACAACAGCAACAACAGCAGCAACAGCAGCAGCAGCAACAGACCAGUGCGCCUAUGUACAAUAACAAUAGUAGUAGCAACCACAACGGUAGCAACAACAACAACCAGAGCCAAGAAGUGUCGCUGCCGGUGUCGCACAUCAUUGCCAAUUCGCCAACGGCGGCCACCUACAUGCAGGCUCAGCUGAGCGAGCACGCGAGCAACAUGCAACACGCCGGCAUGCCCAUUGUCACCUACAACGGCAAUCAGUACUGUGUGAUCACGAGGGCCCCGGAUCUCGAUGUGGAUUCGAUGCAGAAGCCUCUGGACUAUGGCCAUGCAGCCGGUGGAGCCACCAAUAUCAUAGUAAUGUCGCCGAUGCAAUUGCUGCCCCCACAGCAGCAGCAGCAACAGCAACAGCAGCAGCAACAGCCGCAGCAGCAACAGUAAACAACAGCAAACACCAUCGAAGAGAAAGGCUUUGCCGCAGCCUAACAGCUAUAAAUACAAAUUGUAAAUAAAGUCUUAAGCAGCCGAGAGCGAACCUAAGUAUAUGUUUAGCCACACAGAAAAACACUACCCAGCAAAACUAAAGUUUGUAAAUGUCAGAUUAUAAUACAUAGUUCCCCCCGUGUCAGCAAAUCAAAUGUAGUGUAAGCAACCUAACAUAUCCCCCCGCAGAACGUAUAUAGUACCCAUCUAACCCCUAAGGCAGCCACCACACUGAGAUAUAUAUGGAGAAAAGGUGCAGUUUUCAGACCCUCCAGCAGUAGCAUCCAUAGACCCGUACUCACAAAGAACCCGAACCCAGCGUGUAUGAUAUUUGAUGUGUUUCCAUGGCAUUGUUUGUACAUUAAGCUAAUUACGUACUCCAAUUACGUCUUCGACUUAAAAAUGCAAAAAAAAGAAAACAAAACAAAAAUAAUGGAAAUAAAAACAAAAGUAGCAGUAGUUGUGUCCAUCAGCAAAGCUCCCCACACAUCUCCCCACUCGAUUCCAAUGGCAAACCAUGUAAAGAUCAAGCGAAAAUAAAUUUAAUUUAAUUAAAUACAA